AUGACGAGCAAGCUCAAUGAGGUUAGAGAGUUGGAUGGGUUACUCUUAGGGAAGAAGAACACUUUGGUUUACACCCUCAAGGCAGAAGGCGAACAAGGCAAAGGUCAAAAGAUGGUUUGGAUAAUGCAAGAAUAUGUGCUCGAUGAAAGUUUAGGCUCGCUGUUCAUCAAACAAGUCUUGAUAGGAGGAAGCAAUCACCAGUCCAUUACACAGAACUUGAGGUUGGCGAGCCAAGCUGCAGUGGUCAAUGGAACUGUAACCCACAACCUUAUGAACCAAGCAAAAAGUCCAAGCACUUGGUUGGCUUGCCAAUUACCCACAAAGUCUAGUCCUUUUCAGGUUGAUGAUCAGUUUGGCCAAAUAAAUAAUAGGCUAAUUGGCCAGUACUUGGUUUAUGAAUGUUCUGGAUCAGAGGUUGGUAAGUCCUCAAGUGAAGCAGCUUGCCAAUUGACCCAACAGCAACCAGAACUUCCUAAUCAACAAGAAGCUUUCGUGCCUUUGAGUAGUGUCACACCACCAACACGGGAAAUCAAUGAAACAAAUUCAUCAGGCCUAAUGGUCUUCAACCACAAUCAGUACAUUAGACAACUACCAACCAUGAUUGACAGAAAUGACCCACUGAUUCCUCCAAUGGUAAACUAUGAUGAUCAAUAUGGGUUUAUUGCUGCUGGAAGUAGGGGACAACAGAUACCAUUUGAGUCCUCCUCAAAUGUCGGUUUUCAGAAAAACCUUGUUUUCAGCAAUGAACAUGAUGAUCAUCAGCAACUGCAGAACAACAUGAGUACUUAG
This is a messenger RNA of Ilex paraguariensis (yerba mate), 789 nucleotides long. The record is from the annotation of a GenBank genome assembly. NCBI's taxonomy places the organism in Eukaryota, Viridiplantae, Streptophyta, Magnoliopsida, Aquifoliales, Aquifoliaceae.